UUUGGUUCUUUAGGCCGCCUGCGUUUCUGCCGCCCAGAUGGAGCAGCCCUGCUCCUGUCUCUCUCUGUCUCGAGAGAGAUAGGACGGUCGGCCCUGACCCUCGCCUUUGAGAUGUGACGUGACCAGCGGUCUUGACAGUAUGAUGUGUCCAGACUUGAUGGCAGUGAUCAGAAACUAGAUUGCCAGCUCUGGAUGAAGCUGCUGAGAACCAGCCCGAGACCUCUGCUUGAGGGUCCUUGCUCUGAAGACGUUACCAGUGUGUGGAGCCUGCCCCACACCACCCCCUGCCAAACCACGGCCUUUACCUGUGUCUUCCGGUGUUUCCCGUGCGACCCGUCCUGUGGGAGGGCCUCGUGGGCGGCCCCAGAGUUCUCUCCACGAUCAGCGGCGCCAAUGGUGAAGAUGACAAGAUCCAAGACUUUCCAGGCAUAUCUGCCCUCCUGCCACCGGACCUACAGCUGCAUUCACUGCAGGGCUCACCUGGCCAAUCACGAUGAACUAAUUUCCAAGUCGUUCCAAGGAAGUCAAGGACGAGCAUAUCUCUUCAAUUCAGUAGUUAAUGUGGGCUGUGGACCUGCAGAAGAGCGAGUAUUGCUAACAGGACUACAUGCAGUUGCAGACAUUUACUGCGAAAACUGCAAAACCACUCUGGGGUGGAAAUAUGAACAUGCUUUUGAAAGCAGCCAGAAAUAUAAAGAAGGCAAGUACAUCAUUGAACUAGCACACAUGAUCAAGGACAAUGGCUGGGACUGAGCGGACAGCAGCCACCCAACCCAGUGUCCACGUGAACGCCAUCCACCCGAACACCCUACCCCGUGUGAGAGAGUGACUGAACACUUGGUUCCAUCCAUUUGGGGGCCUUGCCAUCUGGGGCGUCCUCCCACCCCAACACCAUCUUUCUGGUGACCGGCCUCUAAAUCGCUGUCUCUCUGUCUCUUUGCUUUGUAUCUGUUUGUGAGUUGAUCCUGGCUUCUCUCUCUGUUCUAGUUUUUGCUGAAAACAAAACAACUGAAGGAACAGAUCCUUGACCGCACGGCAGCAGCCCACCUUGCUAAGGGUCCCAGGGCCCUGCGAGAGCUGCCCGGCGGCCUCUUGUCAGGAGAGCAGUGGCACGUGGGUGUAAGGAAGAGGGAAAAGGGGAGCCCUGAGGUCCUGGGGGUGGGCAGGGGGCGGAGGGUGGAGGUAGGGCAGAACUGCACCGCUCCUGGAAACCUGGUAACAGGCUUGAAGUAUUCGACUUGUCUAAAUGGACAAAGAGAAAAAAUAAUACCUCAUGAUUGCAUUCUCUCUGAUCGGAAGCCUCUCUUCCUGACACCAAAAGUGCCAGGAUAGCAGAUGAGCACAGAGGGGCCCUAAUUCUAGCUGACAGGGCAAAGGGCCUGGUUCUCUCCGGCUGAGCUGGGGAGAGUCCGGGUAGCAGGGAGUGAGGUGGGUGCAGCCCAGAUGGGUUUUGAUGACUCUGAUGCUUCACACAGCCUCUGGGUAAUCAUCGCCUUUGCAUCCUCGGCCCCUGAAGGCAAGUGCGGAGGGGACUGUCGUUUGCAAUGGGUGUGAGAUGGAACUAUCCCGAAGGCUUUGACAGUCAACCACGGAAAAUGAGAAACUGAGGAGAGCAGGGCGUAAGGGGGUGUUGCAGCUUGGGAGCUCCUGAAGAAUGGCUCACAUGUUGAGCCAGAGAAACAAAACAUGGAGCCAGUUAGUAAUUCUGACUGCUUUUCUUUUCCUGACCCUCAAUAAGAGUGCUACGGCGGGGGAGGGGUUGGGAGGGACCAUGGGAGGAGUGAUCAGAUGAGUGCAUAUUUCCUCUUUGUUUAUCAGUGGGAUCAGCAAUCCUUUGUGUGCAGUGUUUCAGCUGUCUAGUCCAGUUCCAUCAUUGUCGACCAUGGGAAACACAGACCUAAGGCUUUGAGCCUGGUGAUCACCUGGUUGGUGGAUUCCUCCUGCCCCUCGUUGUUCUUUUUGGAUCUGACUGUCUUGUGUGGCAGAGAUCUAUUAAUGUGGUCCAGCAGUGGGGAGGGCUUACAGAUUCCUAUAUUAUCCUCUGCCCCUACCCUCCCAUCCAAGCUUCAUUGUGUUAGGGAAGUGGAGAACAAAUCCUGUAAGACUUGAGAGAAGGAAGAGUUUGUUACAUUUGAUCCACACUGUGAAGUCCUUUCAGUGGCAGUCCAGCCAGUGUACGGUGCAUGACCGCAACUCGUUUCACUGAGUUAAUUUCAUUUCAUAGACCGAGAACAUUAUUAAGAUACGUGUGUAUUAGGUAAUUCUUAGCAUCUCAUUCUGCAAGUAGGCUGAUCCUAUAGGAAAAUGCAGCUUUAAAGGUCUCAAAAAAAAAAAAAAAAAAAAGACAAAGUCCA
Messenger RNA from Chinchilla lanigera (long-tailed chinchilla), 2354 nucleotides. RefSeq names its product yippee-like 2 (gene Ypel2). Bases 193 to 753 code for a protein of 186 amino acids. Lineage: Eukaryota; Metazoa; Chordata; Mammalia; Rodentia; Chinchillidae. The transcript is spliced from 5 exons. The record is from RefSeq and is a predicted model, not a curated record.